Messenger RNA from Morone saxatilis (striped sea-bass), 2363 nucleotides. Its product is annotated as EGF-like repeat and discoidin I-like domain-containing protein 3. Gene Ontology annotation, molecular function: calcium ion binding. Lineage: Eukaryota; Metazoa; Chordata; Actinopteri; Moronidae. The transcript has 10 exons. The record is from RefSeq and is a predicted model, not a curated record. Bases 139 to 1572 code for a protein of 477 amino acids.
CACUCCGUCGCUCCUUUUAAACUCCACUCAGAGUUCCGAUAUUUCCGACAGCACUUUAAGGCAGCACCGGUUAGAAGUUCAUCGCGUCGCUCCGACACAAACAACCCUGCUCAGCAAACAAAGUGAGGGUAAACAAAUAUGAAACGUCCCGGAAAUGUAUUAACAGCGGUUUCAACAACGUUUGCUCUUCUGCUUUGCCUGUAUUCAGUCAGAGGCGACUACUGUGAGGUGAAUCUUUGCCAUAAUGGAGGAACAUGUGUGACAGGGGUAGGAGACGAUCCGUUCAUCUGCAUCUGUACGGAUGGCUUCGGAGGAGACACCUGCAACCUGACAGAGAUAGGACCCUGCAGUCCUAACCCCUGUAAGAACGAUGGGUCUUGCGAGAUCAUUGCUCCAACCAGGCGAGGAGACGUUUUCAACGAGUACAUCUGCAAGUGCCAGCCUGGCUUCGAGGGAGCUCACUGCCAGAUCAAUGUGAAUGACUGUGCCAAUCAGCCCUGCAACAAUGGAGGGACAUGUCGAGAUCUGGAUGGAGACUACACCUGCCAAUGUCCCUCACCGUAUGUUGGAAAGCAGUGCCAGCUCCGUUGCAUUUCCCUGCUGGGGAUGGAGGGGGGAGCAAUCGUGGAGUCCCAGAUUUCAUCUUCCUCUGUGCACUAUGGCAUUCUGGGUCUUCAGCGUUGGGGCCCCGAGUUGGCCCGACUCAACAACCAAGGCAUCGUAAAUGCCUGGACGUCAGCCUCCCAUGACAGGAACCCCUGGAUAGAGAUUAAUAUGCAGAAGAAGAUGCGUCUGACGGGCAUCAUCACGCAGGGUGCCAGUCGCAUGGGCACAGCUGAGUAUAUCAAGGCCUUCAAGGUGGCGAGCAGCUUUGAUGGCAACGCUUACACUACUUACAGAGCAGAUGGCCAACGGAGGGACAAGGUUUUCGUAGGCAACACAGACAACGACAGCACAAAGACCAACUUUUUUGACCCUCCUAUCGUGGCACAGUACAUCCGCAUAAUCCCUGUGAUUUGCCGCAAAGCCUGCACACUGCGCAUGGAGCUGGUGGGCUGUGAACUCAAUGUUUAUUCAAACACGGCAGGUUGCUCAGAGCCUCUGGGAAUGAAGUCUCGCCUCAUCUCAGACGGACAGCUUACAGCCUCUAGCACUUACCGCACGUGGGGCAUCGACACCUUCACGUGGCACCCUCAGUUUGCCCGACUGGAUAAGCAGGGAAAGACCAACGCCUGGUCUCCUGCCCACAACAACCGCUCAGAGUGGUUCCAGGUCGAUCUGGAGAAGACAAAGCGCCUCACAGGCAUCAUCACUCAGGGGGCCAAGGACUUUGGGGUGGUGCAGUAUGUGUCAGUGUUUAAAGUUGCUUACAGUAACGAUGGACAGUCAUGGAGUGUGGUGAAGGAGGAGAACACCGGCAAAGAUAAGCUUUUCCAAGGCAACAUUGACAACAACACCCAUAAGAAGAAUGUAUUUGAGCCUCCGUUCUAUGCCCGAUAUGUCCGGGUCGUCCCCUGGGAGUGGCACGAGCGCAUCACUCUACGCAUGGAGCUGCUGGGCUGCGAUGACUAGAAACUCAUCAGUCACCAUCUAACAGUGCUCCAUCCUCAUCCAGUCACUCCAUCUCCUCAAACCACAGCAGAGGAGAGGAUCUUGAACAGAGUCAUCUGUUCUGUACUCCAUUUGUUUCUCUGGAUAAAGAUCCCGUUGGCUGCUGGGACUGUAACACUCAUAGCACUUUCUGACUAGAGACUUUUUCAUGUUCAUGUUAAUAGAAUUGUUUGACUUUGCUCACACAGAAUCUUCUAUGAAGUAUCCAUGUUUUUAAUUUUAAUAGCUUCAGAUAUAAACAACAUUUGCAUAGAUUAGCUGCUCAGGUUUUCAGGUUCUCUUAAGUCUGGAGAUUUGUUAUAGCGCUCUUCGCUUCUUCCAGUUGUGCUCCAAGCUAAAUAGCCUGUUUUAAACCGUUUUCUGUUCUUCCUUUGCAGUCACACACCAGUUAACUUUUAACUGUUGAUUUUUUUGUAGUUGUAAGUCUGUAGAGGACACCUCUGCACAUCACCCAACUGCUGUUUUGUUACUCAAAGCACAAAAUAGUAUGAUAACACAGUAAAUAGAGUAUAUUGUGGCAUUUCCAGCUAUCCUGAAAGAGAUAAUGUGUCCAAGAGUAUAAAUGUAAAACUUAAAAUGAUGGAAUUACAAACUUUUGUUGUCAUUUUUUUUUACACAUUUUAGCAGGUUUUUCCGCUUCAUCCUUACAUAUAAUUUCAUUUUAAUUUAAUCCUUUUUACAACAAAUGUGAAAUAUUUAGGAAAAUGUGUAGAAAAUAAACAUUGUUUUACAUUUUUUUGUAUUCAUUGUUG